AUGUCUAUAGUAAGGCCACAUGUUGAUGAUUUGACCCUUGACUUUAAGCGUGGAAAGAUGGAAGUUUGGCCAUCUUUAAGCUUCCUGGAUGAGGAUAAAGUGGGAACCUUUCAGCCUCAUGAUGAUGCAUUGGUGGUUACCCUUCGAAUAGGGGGAUAUGAUGUGAGGAGAGUCUUGGUGGAUCAGGGCAGUAGGGUUGAAAUCAUGUAUCCUGAUUUGUAUAAGGGGCUUAAGUUGAAGCCCAAGGAUUUGGCCAACUAUGACUCCCCUCAGUUGGAGUUUGAUAGGAAAACAGUUGUACUAAAGGGUCAAAUUAGGCUACCUGUUCAAGCAGGAUUUGAGGUGGUGGAAGUAGAUUUUAUUGUGGUGGAUGCAUAUUCCCCCUACACUGCUAUCGUGGCGAGGUUGUGGCUUCAUGCCGUAGGGGCUGUUUAUUUAACUUUGCAUUUGAAGGUGAAGUAUCCUUUCGGGUAUCAAGUUAAGGAGCUGGUAGGAAUUCAAAGCAUGGCUAGGUAG
Molecule: messenger RNA, 516 nt
Organism: Quercus robur (English oak)
Lineage: Eukaryota; Viridiplantae; Streptophyta; Magnoliopsida; Fagales; Fagaceae
Exons: 1
Coding region: 1-516 (171 amino acids)
Source: RefSeq, a predicted model, not a curated record